AUGGUCGCUGCUUCAUCCCUCACCGCCCUUCGUGCGAUGAGCGCUGCCCGUAGUGCCGGCCCCUCGACCAUCGCCGCCGCGUCGCGCUUCAUCAGCACCUCCUCGCCAGUAGCAGCCAAGAAGAAGACCAAGGCCAAGGUCCCGGUCAAGGUCCAGAACCCCGAUGCCCUCCCUGUCGACGAGGCUAUUCGCAUUCUGCGUGCUCUCGAGGUUGCCAACCCCGCCUCGGCAUUCUCUCUCGAGGUUCUGGCAACACCCAAGCCUGGAUCUUCGUUCCGUGGUCGCGUCUCUCUCCCCAUCGACCCCCGGAAAGAGGCCGACACAAUCGUCGUCUUCGUCGAACAAGACACUCCCGCUGCCAAGGCCGCCCUCGAGGCCGGUGCCCACUAUGCCGGCAACGAGGACCUGUACCCCAAGAUUCUCUCGGGUGAGAUCGUUCCGACCAAGUGUCUCGCAACCUCCGGCGUCCUUCCUUCAGUGACCAGGAACCUCGCUCGUUUCCUUGGACCCAAGGGUCUCAUGCCGGCCGCCAAGCGUGGCACCGUCGCCGACGGAGACGAGCUCGGCGAGCUUGUGCGCAACAUGGCCGGUACCGUCGAGUGGAAGACCGACAAGUGGGGCUACAUUAGGGCUCCUGUCGCAAGGAUGUCGUUCGGCGCACCUUCCAUUUCAGAGAACGUCCGGGCAUUCGUCGACUCCAUCAAGGAGGCGUCGUUCAACGCUACGAGCAUGGACUCGGCUCAUACCCGUGUCAGCCGGUCGGCGGGCAUUAUUCACGUUCGUCUGGAAACGACCCACGGUCCCAGCAUCGAGCUCAACGACGUUUUGUAGGAUGAGCCAGGAACCAUGGGUCACAGUAGCACAUCUCACUUCGCAUGCAUGAGUGGACGGAU
Molecule: messenger RNA, 893 nt
Organism: Vanrija pseudolonga
Lineage: Eukaryota; Fungi; Basidiomycota; Tremellomycetes; Trichosporonales; Trichosporonaceae
Gene: rplA
Product: 50S ribosomal protein L1
Exons: 4
Coding region: 1-831 (276 amino acids)
Cellular component (GO): mitochondrial large ribosomal subunit
Molecular function (GO): structural constituent of ribosome
Source: RefSeq, a predicted model, not a curated record